AUGUCUCACUACCCUGCUCUACACUAUCCUGAGGUAUACAUCUUAGAAGGCGGAUUUGCGAGAUACUUUGCCCAUUCUCCUCAGCAUUGUGAAGGAACCUAUGUUGGUAUGGACGAUCCCAGCCAUCGGAGUGAUCGACACACGGAUCUAAACCAGUUCCGCACACGCGAAAACGCGUUUUCUGCGAGGGCCAAAAGCUUCACAUAUGGCGAGAACCAAAAGUUAAUGAAAAACGGUGGCCGUCAGAAAAAGCCCGUCUUUCUCUUCGAUCAAACCCGCUGCGAUUCUCGCAAGUCGCCGAUCAUAUAUGAAUGA
Messenger RNA from Puccinia triticina, 315 nucleotides. RefSeq lists its product as uncharacterized. Lineage: Eukaryota; Fungi; Basidiomycota; Pucciniomycetes; Pucciniales; Pucciniaceae. Gene Ontology annotation, molecular function: protein tyrosine phosphatase activity. Gene Ontology annotation, biological process: positive regulation of G2/MI transition of meiotic cell cycle; positive regulation of G2/M transition of mitotic cell cycle; G2/M transition of mitotic cell cycle. Gene Ontology annotation, cellular component: nucleus; cytoplasm. Bases 1 to 315 code for a protein of 104 amino acids. The transcript has a single exon. The record is from RefSeq and is a predicted model, not a curated record.